Messenger RNA from Cannabis sativa, 877 nucleotides. RefSeq lists its product as uncharacterized. The coding region runs from base 59 to 631 and encodes 190 amino acids. NCBI's taxonomy places the organism in Eukaryota, Viridiplantae, Streptophyta, Magnoliopsida, Rosales, Cannabaceae. The record is from RefSeq and is a predicted model, not a curated record. The transcript has 3 exons.
UGAAACUCAUCUCUGUAACACUCACAGAACUCCCAACUCUUCUCUCUCUCUCUCAACAAUGGCGUCCUCUCGUUCUUCUCUCUCCCAAAUCUCCAAAACGGUGCGUUUCUUCUCCACAAGCAGCGCUCCAAAACCUUCUCACCACAAUCAUCACAGUCACAACCACACCUACUCGGAGCCCAAUUCCUAUAUAGGAAGCUGGGAGGCUCCCAAAAACCCUAAGGAGGCCCAGCGAAGACUAGCUCAGCUUCGCAGAGACUAUGCUAAACAGGUCAAGGAGGUUCGCAAGGAGUACAUUAAGGAGGUUGAGCUUAUGAGGCUCGAAAAGCUUCGCAAGGACGAAGCUCACAAGGAGGCUCUCAGGCUCCAAACCGAGGAACGUAAGAGACUCAAAGCUGAGGCUGCUAAGGCUCGUGCUCAGGAGCGUCAGGUCGCCGAGCAGGAGUUCCGCGAAACCCUAUUGAAAGAAAGAGCAGAGAAGCUUGAGAAUUGGAGGAUGAAAGAGAAACUUAGAGAAGAAAAGAAGAAAGAGAAGAACGAGCUGUUGCGCCGAAAGAGUUCCUUAUGGGUUGACCAAUCUGGAUUGGAGAAGAAAAUACUUGAAGCAAUUGUUGACACAACACCCUUAUGAUAGAAUAACAAAUGUACAUGGAAAAACUUGAAGAUGUCCUUCGAAAGUACUCGAUGAACUCGACGAUUAUUUAAACAACCGAUAUCACCGCAACAAAAGAGAUGAAUUACAAUGCAAAACUUAUUCAAAUCUUUCAUGUUUGGAAUGCCAUUUCAGCUUUAAUAUUUUAUAGGUUAAGGUGGAAAAAACCAAUGGCUAUUUCUUUUGAACCCUUGCUAAUUUAAUGCCAACUUGUUUUUUGUUUAA